Molecule: messenger RNA, 1391 nt
Organism: Fusarium oxysporum Fo47
Lineage: Eukaryota; Fungi; Ascomycota; Sordariomycetes; Hypocreales; Nectriaceae
Exons: 6
Coding region: 83-934 (283 amino acids)
Biological process (GO): negative regulation of transcription by RNA polymerase II; chromatin organization
Cellular component (GO): pericentric heterochromatin; nucleus
Molecular function (GO): chromatin binding
Source: RefSeq, a predicted model, not a curated record
GAAACAACAAACCGAGGUACAGGGAGUUCACCUGGGGAGGCACCGCAAUAUUCCAAAGUCGCGCAGUUCAUAGGCUAUCAGGAUGCCUCCAGCCAAGAUAGAGAGCGCGUCGCGUUCGCGCUCCAAACCCAAUCCCACCAACGCAACCCCCGCUCCCGCUGCACGCCGGACAAGACGAGAGCUAAAACGCAGCGACGACAAAUCUUCGAAUCAGGGCAAGUUUACGGCUCUCGCUCAGGGGAGCCGAAGGUCAACCUCACACAGCCCACUGUUGGUUGUCAACCCGGACAAAGUCGAAGCUCCCAAAGGCGUUCCUACGGGCGAGAGUGAUGAAGAGGACGGCGAACUCGAGGAUGACCUUUUUAUUGUAGAGAAGAUCAAGAACCACGCAAUCGACAAAAAUGGCAACCUCGUGUUUCAGGUAAAGUGGAAGGGUUUUAAAAGCAAGAAAGACUUAACUUGGGAACCCGAGGACAAUCUCAAGGUAUCGGGCGACGAGAUUCUCAAUGAGUAUUUUGACGCGAUAGGUGGGAGGGACAAGAUCGUCGAGGAAUCGAACAAAGCGGCCAACACCAAAAAGCGUAGACUGACGACAAAUGACACUUCCAGCACAAGGCCCAAGCGAUUGAAACGAAAUGAGGCGCAUGUAGGCGAUAAGACUUUGCCUGCGGCCCUGAAGAAGUGGAGUCCUCCUUCGGGAUCGUGGGAGGAUGAGAUUGAGAAGAUUGACACUUGCGAGGAGGACGACAAUGAAAAACUGAUCGUUUGUCUUAUUUGGAAGAACGGCCAGACGACCAAGCAUGAGACGCAGACCAUCUACCAAAAGUGCCCGCAGAAGAUGCUCAAGUUUUAUGAGAAGCACGUCAACAUUAUUAGGAAAGAGAAAUGUCAUGAGAGACGUCACGACGGCCUUCUAGGGGAUGUUAUACCCUAAUCCCUUUGCUUCCUUUAUUAACACGGGAGGACCGCUGAGUAGGAAGAAGACCGAUAAUCAAUCCAACGGAUACGGAGCCGAAACCACAUUUCAUAUACACAAUGAUUCAUUAUCUUGAUGAGAACCAAAGGAACUCUGUAAAUCUGGAGCAUGCGGCCGCCUCAUUUGGUCUUGAUGCUCAAACAUACACAUCAGAUUAAGGCCCAACCGGUUCUCUUGCUAGAUCGGCCAAAGAUGACCCCUGUGCCUUCAUUGUCGUGGUGUCUCUCGGCCAAUUUCGAAUCAACUGCUGCCCGCACUUGAAGGUGAAUCCCACUGGCAUGUGGCACUCUAUGUCCAAGCCUAGGUUGGAGCCGUUGACUGGAGCCUUGAUUUACUAUGGAAGCGCAACUGCACCAGAUGUUGACCUCCAAAUUGUCUGGUAUGCUUGAUCGCCCAGUCUAUCAGUUGUCAUUCU